AUGCCGCAACCCAGCACCUGCACUGAUGUUAUCAACCUGCGCUACCAAGAUGGCAGCGAGGGGAGCCCCUCCAACCCUGCAAAGUAUAACCAACAAGACUAUGAGCACCUGAAAGACUUCUCUCUCCGCACAGGGAGAAUUUUUUAUGACAGCACCUUCCCACCUGACAUGAAUUCUCUGGGAGACUUGCCAAGUUUGAGUCGGUGGCAACAAGAGGAAGUAAAGUGGCUCAGACCUGUGGACAUCAUGAGGGAACAAAACAUCAACAAGGAGCCUUCUUUCUUUGUUGAAGGAGCUUCACGAUUUGACUUUAGUCAAGGGAAAGUGGGUAACUGCUGGUUUCUGGCUGCAAUUGCAUCACUGACAUUCCAGAAAGACUUAAUGGUGCAAGUCGUGCCUCUGGACCAAACCUUCAAGGACUACGCAGGAAUAUUUCACUUCAGGUUCUGGAGGUUUGGAAAGUGGGUGGACGUUGUCAUCGAUGACUAUCUUCCAACGUUCAACAAGGAGCUCCUGUCUGUGCGUUCCAAAACUGGAAAUGAGUUCUGGGUCCCUCUGCUUGAGAAAGCAUAUGCCAAAGUGUGUGGCUCUUACGCAGACAUGCAUAGUGGUCAUUCAUCAGAGGCCUUCAAGGAUUUCAGCGGAGGGGUGCACAUGACCUACAAGCUCAAAGACGCUCACACUUACUCCCAUGAUGCCGAGCUGUGGGCCUCACUGACCAGAGCCACUGGAUGCAAGUCAAUGAUUUGCUGCGGGACAUCCUGGAAAGGGGAUGAAUUGGUGAAUUCUGUGUCACACACUGGAUUGGUGGAUGGACAUGCUUACUCUGUAACAGCAGUUACUGAGGUUGAGUAUGAUGGCUCCAAAGCGAGGCUGGUUCGACUCAUGAACCCUUGGGGCAGACAGGAGUGGAAGGGGAAGUGGAGUGACAGUUCAAAUAUGUGGAACCAAGUUACGUCUGAGGAUCGGGCCAAGUGUAUCAAAAACAACGAUGGAGAGUUCUGGAUGGAGUUGGAGGACUUCUGUUACUAUUUCAAUGAACUGAUCGUCUGCUGUGAGAACCCAAACUUUCUGGAUGGUGACCUUACCUGCCAGUGGAAAUGUAUGAUUUAUGACAAUAGCUGGGUUGCAGGGAGAAAUGCAGGAGGCAACGUCAACGAGGAUACCUUUUCAAAGAAUCCUCAGUAUCGCCUCAAAGUGAAGGAGAUCGACAGGACCGAGAAGGAAGAUAAGAACGUCCUGCUGUCUCUGAUGCAGAAACCUCCUCAGCGCAAUCGGACAAAGGCCAGAUACAACCCCAUCGGGCUCACCCUCUACCAGGUGCCACCAGGGACACCACAGGGGCAUCUGGGGUCCUCCUUCUUCAGGAGAAAUAGGCCUGUGAAGGACAGGCAGCUUUACAGCGACCAAAGGGACCUGAUCGAGCUGCACAGCCUGCAGCCAGCAGAGUACGUGAUCAUCCCCUCCACCAUGAAGCCCAACACCAACGCAGACUUCGUGCUCACUGUCUACUCCAAGGCCAACAACGAAAUAAAUGUCCAUGAUGGUGAUGAUGACGACGACCACGACCACGACCACGACCAUGACCAUGACCAUGAUAAUGAUAAUGAACGCCCAGUUCAUCCCAAGCCAACUGACAAUGACAAGGAGAACAACUCAACCUAUCUUAUGUUCAAGCGUUACGCUGACCAGAAUGGCGAGCUGAGUGACAUUCAGCUCCAAAAACUCCUGAAUGACCAUUUCCAUCAUGGAAGUGUGAGCUGGUUUGAUCUGAAUACCUGCAGGAGCAUGAUUGCUCUGAUGGAUACCGACCGAAGGAAGAAAAUGAGCUAUACUGAAUUCUUGAAUCUGUGGAACAAGUUUGAACACUACAGGAAAAUCUUUGAUCGCGCAGACGUUUCCAAGACUGGAACCCUGUCCUAUAACGAGUUACAGAAUGCAAUUCGGGCCUCAGGAAUAGAGCUGGAUGAUGGCUUGGUGGUUAUGAUGAUGUUCCGCUACUCCGGCUACAGCUCGUCCACCACCUUGGAGAACUUCCUCCCUCUGAUGCUGCGCCUGGAGAACCUUUCCACGGUGUUCAAAAACCGAUCUUCAGACGGAGUUAUUCACCUGGAUUGGAAUGAGUGGACAAACAUGUUCAUGUACUCCUAGACAUGACAUCGCUGUGGAGAGGCAGAAGAUGGCAGUAAAGAUUGCUGCAAUCCAACUCUGAUGGAAAUUGUCUUCUUACCAAAACUUUUUGAUGUGAUAAGGGUUUGUCAUUUCUGUCAUAAAAUCUUUCUUCAAAGGUUCAUAUAGUCUAGAAAAACCCAGAAUAGUCAUUAGGUUUGAUACAGCUUCCAGGCCCUGGAAAAGUUAUGUAAAAUUACAAUUUUAUGAAUGUUUUGGGGAGGUCAUGCAGCAAACAGUAUCAGCUAAAGUUAAAGAUUGAUUUAAAAAGAAAAAAGAAAGAAGAAACAUUGGAUCCAUUGUGGUGUUUUAGUAUUAGCCUUGUGUGUCAAAAAGUUUUGUGCUUCUUCAUCUUGGACUCAAAAAAUAUCAGGAACUCCUUUAUCUAGAGAUGUGCAUGUACAGUGCUUGAAAUAGACUGGCUGUCACAUUACAUAUUAUUGUUUUUAAGUGCCAACUCUAAAAAAACGUUUCUUUCAAUCAUGGAAAUAACAUAAGUUAGAAUUUGCGGCAUAGUCAGAGAAAAACAAUUAAAGAAAACUGUGAAAAACUCCAUGAUCUUAGUUAUACCUGUAAUUCUGCCUCAUAUAAUGCAAACCAUUAUCAGUUAAUCCUGUACAUGUUUAAAUCACAGUGCACUGUAAAAUCUCUGUGCAAUAAAAUAAACAGGAUACA
This is a messenger RNA of Myripristis murdjan (pinecone soldierfish), 2844 nucleotides long. RefSeq names its product calpain-1 catalytic subunit-like. Gene Ontology annotation, cellular component: cytoplasm. Gene Ontology annotation, molecular function: calcium ion binding; calcium-dependent cysteine-type endopeptidase activity. The coding region runs from base 1 to 2151 and encodes 716 amino acids. The record is from RefSeq and is a predicted model, not a curated record. Gene Ontology annotation, biological process: proteolysis. Lineage: Eukaryota; Metazoa; Chordata; Actinopteri; Holocentriformes; Holocentridae. The transcript has 21 exons.